AUACCAUCCGACUAAGAAGACACCGUCACAAGUGUUCAGUUUGUUUUUAAACUCUCGAUUAAUCAAAUCAUCGCGAUGAAAUUCGUUUUGGUCUUAGCCGCCGUUUUGGCCGUAGCCGUCGCUGACGUCAGCCUGCUCCGCAAAGGAUUCGUCCCACCACGCACCGCCUCUUUCUCAGGUGGAGCAAACCUUGCUGCUCCCCGUUACUCCGGCCAGGAUGAAAGCCAGGCCCCAAUCUUGAAACUCGUCAACGAACAACAAGAUGACGGCAGCUUCCACUUCGAAUAUGAAACCGGAAAUCAAAUCAAAAUGGAACAAAGUGGCCACUUGGAAAAUGUCGGAACUGAGAACGAAGAACAAGUGAUGCACGGUUCAUACUCCUACACCGGACCAGACGGUGUCGUCUACUCCGUCAGCUACGUUGCCGAUUCCAACGGUUUCCGCGCCUUCGGAGACCAUUUGCCAAAGGCCCCUGAAGUCUAAGAACCCUGCCCCAAAUUCUAAUUUCGAA
Molecule: messenger RNA, 511 nt
Organism: Ctenocephalides felis (cat flea)
Lineage: Eukaryota; Metazoa; Arthropoda; Insecta; Siphonaptera; Pulicidae
Product: cuticle protein CP14.6-like
Exons: 3
Coding region: 76-483 (135 amino acids)
Cellular component (GO): chitin-based extracellular matrix
Molecular function (GO): structural constituent of chitin-based larval cuticle
Source: RefSeq, a predicted model, not a curated record